UUUGAGGUUAGACGUCGCAUCAUUUUGAUUUAAUAUUGUUUUUCUUGUGUAUUAUGUAGCAUUCGCUAUAUAAAAUGAGUCCUCCAAGCAAAGAAACUGAAGAGCCUUCGUCCAGCAGUGUAGGAGUAGGAAGCCAAGUAGGUGGUAGCGGCGACGCAAACUCGUCGGACCAACGACCGCCCGCCAAGCGGCAAAUUUCCGCAGCAGUUAUAGAAAUAUCCGAUACCGAUAGUGAUGACUCCGAUGUAUGUGCCGUUAAUUCAUACCAGGCUUCAGCUGAUGAAGUUAAAAGAAUUCGGCGGGAGUAUUCCUCGUCAUCAUCAUCAUCCGACUACAGCUCUGAUUCGGAGUCUCCCUGGGAGGAUGACUCUGUUGUUAUAGAAGAUAAGAUUUCAGAGAAGGUAGUUAGGACACAGCUUAAUACUAGAGCUAAUAGAAUGGAUGAUCCUAAACUAAGCCCUGCUUUGAAGUCACAAGAAGUUAUAGACAAAGUGAAAAAACAUUGGGAAGAGGAAAAAGAUCAUACAAGUGAUGAAGUUAGCUUAACAUGUAAACCUUUCCGUCUGUGCCGCCUUCACGGGCUUCUGGAAAAUCCAGAUGUCAUAAACAAUAUUGUCGAUGAUAUGAAUACACUAGACUGGUCCAGAAAGAAGAUGGACCUGUAUGAGUUCCAUCAAACAACAGAUUUAGCGAAUCUAACGUGGCAGCGAAGUAUUAGAGGAAUCUAUGAAAUGUUGAAGACUGAAAUUAUGAGUUGGGUUUCACAAGUUACUGGAUUAGAACUGACGUCGGUAUCUGCUUCCUGUUCACUUUAUGGUCCGGGGGACCACUUGCUGGUACACGACGAUCGGCUCGGAGACAGACGCGUGGCCUUUAUCAUAUACCUGGCGCCCUGGUCGCCGCGGGGGCCUCCCGCCCACGCCGCGCACAAUGGUGCCGGGCACGGGGAUUUCCACGACAAACAUGAGCCAGAGGAGGUGUCGGGCGAGGGCUGGGCCGCGCACAUGGGCGGCGCGUUGGAGCUGUUCGAGUGCGACGCGGAGGGCAGCCCCACGCGCGUCGCGCUGCGCUCCUUCCCCGCCAAUAACACGCUCGCCUUUUUCACCGUCGGGCCGACAUCUUUCCACCAGGUGGGCGAGGUGCUGUCGCUGGAGCUGCCGCGGCUGUCCAUCAACGGCUGGUUCCACGGGCCCGCACUGGCGCCGGCGCCGCAGCCGCAGGCGCCGCCCCGCGCGCUCGCGCCGCAUUCGCGACCGGUCCUGCUGAACCAGUGGGUGGAGAGCACGUACAUGUCGCCGCGGGUGCGCGCGCAGGUGCAGGCCCAGAUGGAGCGCGCCAGCGAGGUUUGUCUGCGGGACCUGCUGCAGCCUGCGCGCUGUCAAACCCUGCUGCAAGCACUGGCGUCGCCCGAGGUAGAGUGGGAGCUGUGCGGACCGGCGCAGCAGCGCCGUUACUGGCGCGUAGCGGAGCGCUGGCUGGAGGAGCAGGCGGAGGUGGAUUGCGAAGCGGAGCCGCACGCGGUGCGCGGACUGGCCCGGAUCCUGAGCAGCACCGCCUUCAUGCGCCUGCUGGCCGAUUGUACCGAUCUUCCCUUGAGCUCCUACAGACGCCUCGAGCUGCAGCGCUGGGCACCGGGAAAUUUCACACUUCUGCCGCCGCGCGAGUUUUACCAGCAGCCACGACUCGAGGCCGUCCUGUACCUGGGCGUGCCGGAGCACCCGCUGUGCGGCGGACAGACGAUGUACGUGGCACCAGAGGAGGGAGGCGAGGCCGGCGAGGCUGGCGAGGCGGGCGAGGCCGGCGAGGCGAGCGAGGAGGGCGCGCUCGUGACUCUGCCGCCGCGUCACAACGCUCUCAACCUCGUGUACUGCGACGCGGGCGCCGCCUCCUUCACCAAAUACCUCAGCAAGCUCACCAUGAAGUCCGAUGAACACUUCUACAUAGUGACGUGUACUUACACCGAGUGAUAUGAACUGUUUUUGUCAGUGUCACUCGUGUUACUUGUGUCAGUGUGUGCCCGUACUGUACCGUACGUGUGUCCGUACUCGCGGUACGUGUCGCGGGUGUGACGGUACUGUGGAGAGUGACGUGAUACGUAUACGUAUUAGACGUUGAGGAUUCAUCAAAGAGAAAUGAAAAGAGACUUCGACAAUCUAAUAUUACACUAAUAUGAAACCAGGACUGUUAUUUUAUAUUUUUAAUUUAUGCUGAUAGAUGGAAAUGUAAUAUUUGUAACAGGAACUUUCAGGAUUUGCAGGACAAUUUCUAAAGAUGAGGACUGAACCUCUUGAUUAUCACUGAUUUUGUUAGCUUGAGAAUAUCUUAGAAUUGUUUCAUUAUUUGAAUUACAAACCCUUACCAGCUCUUUCUAUUUAUAGAUAACAGGUAUUCCAUAUUGUCAAUUACAAACUUCAGAUUAAGAAAAUAACUAAAAAAUUUGGAAUCAUAACAAGAGGCUGGUGUGAUGUCUACAGGGUUGCUGAUUGCUUAAAUAGAAAAAUGUCAAAGAACAAUAUUAAUGCUCUAGCUUCUUCUAUACUUCCAUUUAGCUCACUACAGUUUAUCGGUUAUAGGUGUCACAAGUAGGACAAUGCUUCCCUAACAAAUAUUUAGUAUCUUCUUUCAAAUAAACUUAUUAAAACCAGCACUAGUUUAUGCUCUAAAAUUGAUGUCAUACACGUUCACUCUGAAUAUUUUAAACUAUUCAUGCUCUGUUUCUUGAACAAUGGCAUUGAAAUAAAGGCUGCUGGGCUCGUAAAUACAAAAAGUAGACUGCAUUAGAUUAGGCAGGUAAAUUAUCCUAAAAGAUGACCAUUUAUUUUUGAAGCUGGGACUUCACAUUUAAAAUGUUAUUUGGUAUUGGUUUGUUUGCCUAGGCAAAGCUGCACUAUGUUUAGUACUCUCAUUUUAAUGCAAAUAUGAAAGUCAUGAAGGGCUUACAAGCAGAAAUUAGUUGUGUUGAAAGGCCAUAAUUUUUUAUCAGAUAACUCGAUAAAUAAACUUUGUAGCUUCAAUGACAUCCUCGUUACAUGUCUCUCAAGUUCAUAUUUCAUCACCAGCCAGGCAGAUGUCAGACCAUUAUAAAUAAUGUGCAAUAAUUAUUAGAAAACAAAGUACACUAGAUUUAUAGAUAUUAGUAUGGAAAAUAAUAUUUUUCUAUUCAAGUGUGUAGCCAUAAACUGUUUUUGAUAUUGUCAAAUCAAAUCUGUUGUUACAAUUUAUACAAAAUCUAUAAUAGGAGUUGAUCAGGCAAGUCCUUAAAAUGAGAAAUUUAAUCAAUAGACGAAGCGUACUUGCUUUGCACUGCAGCGAUGCAGGCAGUAUGCAGAGAACCGGCUGACUAUAUGGUUCAGGAACCACUGGGAAUUUAACGGACACUCAUAGUAGCUAUUUAUUAUAGAACUUAUAAGUAAAAUUAUACAAUUUUUUGAAUGGCAUAAUCGAUUGAAUGUUUUAUUGACCUCGUACAAAUACGGUAAAAGGCUAGUUGUUUAAUAUUUAUCAGUUUUACUAAUUGUACGGUGCCGACUCCUUUGUGACAUGAUCACUGAUGGAACUCACUCCGUAAUGGGAUGUGUCCAAUACUCAGGCAUUAAAACUAAACCAAGAGCAUAUAAAAACUAAGAGAAACUUAGUUACUUUGCCUUCCUAUAGUUUGUCUCAUUUAAUAUUAUGAAUGCUUCUUGGUGACUAUGGGGGCUGUUUUUGUCUAUGUCGUCCACGAUUACUAGAUCUCAGCCAGACAGACAAUAAAAUUGUGUUUUUGGUUUAAAUUGCUUUGCGGGGUUUUAUCCGAAUGAGUAUUAAUGGUUAUCGUUAUCGUUCGAUGAGUGCACGAUGUUAAAUUUACCAAAAUAUAUUCGUUGGAUGGUUGUCGCUCCACAGCAAGGCGAGUGUUGCCGACUGCGAGUUGCUGCUCGGAGCGGAGUGGGAACCUCAUCCCGGUGUAAUCCGCUUAUACUGAUGAGUGAUAUGAAUCGUAUUAACAUAAUAUGUAUGUUAAUUAAUUUACUUAUCUGUAUCUUAUUGAAUUUUUUUCUAUGAUUAUUUCUGUCGUUUUCCUAUUUACGGUAUCAAAUGUGAUGAUGUCGCCUGGGCUCCAGAGUUCCGGCCGGUGCGGCGGCUUUCUCUUAGGUCUUUGGCGCUGAGCACAUUACGCAACCUGUCAAUCGUUAAAUGAAGUAGAAAGGGUGAUCGUUUCAUCGUCGGACGACUGUGACCGGCAUGCGACCCCACUAUCGAUAUCAAACCAAUAUGUGUAUAUAUAUUAUACUUUAAGACUUUUGGUUUGGUUACAACUCUUUUGUACCUAUAGCCUUGUUUAAUUAUCAAAUAAUAUAUACAUAAAACCGAUUUAAAUAAGUUAAUUAUAUCGAUAUUGACAAUAAAAUUUACUACGAUUUUCUGUUAACAGAUUCAAACUAUAACUUAGUUUUUCUAUUUGUAAAUAUUAAUUUUCAUA
Vanessa atalanta (red admiral) is the source of this 4462-nucleotide messenger RNA. RefSeq names its product prolyl 3-hydroxylase sudestada1 (gene sud1). Gene Ontology annotation, molecular function: L-ascorbic acid binding; iron ion binding; peptidyl-proline dioxygenase activity. Gene Ontology annotation, biological process: regulation of translational termination; peptidyl-proline hydroxylation. The transcript is spliced from 9 exons. Lineage: Eukaryota; Metazoa; Arthropoda; Insecta; Lepidoptera; Nymphalidae. Gene Ontology annotation, cellular component: cytoplasm. Bases 75 to 1967 code for a protein of 630 amino acids. The record is from RefSeq and is a predicted model, not a curated record.